This is a messenger RNA of Manis pentadactyla (Chinese pangolin), 2458 nucleotides long. RefSeq lists its product as uncharacterized. Bases 491 to 2458 code for a protein of 655 amino acids. The record is from RefSeq and is a predicted model, not a curated record. The transcript is spliced from 7 exons. NCBI's taxonomy places the organism in Eukaryota, Metazoa, Chordata, Mammalia, Pholidota, Manidae.
CGCACCCAGAGGGUGGCGCUCAACGUGGGGCAACUUGAAAGUCCCAUACUUCCCAGUUGCAAAAUACCCUACAUCACAAAACCACAUGCUAAUCACUCCUUAGCAUAAGAACCAAUCAGAUCUACUAAAAAUUGCCAUGCUAAUGAAGCACGUAUAGCAGCACCAAUCAGCACAGAGCAUGAGAGCUAUAUAAGCUGGCCCCUUCGUUUAGUCUGGGUCCUGCCCGACACAUUUGUUUCACAAAGAGCUGAAGAUUAAAGCUUUCUGCAGAAGAAUCCUGCUGUUGUUGCGUGCUGUUCUUGCCGGCAAGGACGGGGCGCGCGACAAGUGGUGCCGAAACCCGGGAACCAGAACAUCACCGGCACAGGGAGGACCCUUCAGACAUCUGGAGAGGAUUCAGAACUGCAGGACAGAAGAAAGCCCGGAGAGGGUGAAGAAAACCCCUUCUGGAUCCCAGAGCGCCUGACCAGGAAAGUCCUGAACAAAGGAGAUGGCGUCUCUGUGCCUGUGGAUCCUGCUCUUGUCGAUGGGAAUCCUGACUCAGGGAGUACUGAGAUGGGGAAUAUUGUCAGUCUUCCCUAAGCCCAUGCCUGUUCGCUAUAAUGCAGCAGUUUUUCCACGCUUUUUUACUACUAACUCUAGCAUGAACCUGCCUUACUUACCAUUAGAUUCUCUAGCAGCUUCUUUAGGAGAAAACCGAACCUUUGAAACCGAUGGAUCUUUGUGCUUCACCACUCGUAACCACUCAAAUUGCCUGUCCCUUAAACAGCAUAUGUACGGGUGGUUUAGCCGUGAUAGAAAAUCGGGUGAAUUUAGUCAGUCCUUUCGUGAGAAUAAGACCUACACUUAUGCAGCAGUAAGCCAAAUGGUCCUUUGGAUCAAUGGUACAUUUGUGAAACCUCCUAUUAAGCAGAUUAAUUAUAGCAACAUAUUCUUCCCUUACCGUCCCCGUCAACCCAAAUAUGCUCCCCAUUGUAUGGGAGAUUAUGAGGGAGAGCAAUGGCCCUGGACUGAUUGCCAGUCACAUGCAACAACCUGGGCAGAUGAGGGACACAAAUUUUCCUUGUCCCCAGAUAUGGAGGAAAUUUCCGGCAGCGUUUAUAGAAGGGUGGCAGAAGGAGGGGAGUUCCAACAAGAUGUAGGCAGGAACCCCUUCCAUAAAUGGCUGCUGUGUGGAGUUAAUGGCUCGUGUUCAGACCUUUCUCCCUUUAUUGUCCUACAAGGGGGAGGGAUUGGGAUGUCUAAUAGUUCCUGUACCUAUGAAUCUACAAGCCCAACCUUAGAUGGCAAAACUGUAUACCAGGUGAAUAAGACUACUUAUAAUAUUUCAUGUCAAAGAGUUGCACCAGCCCCUGGCCAAUAUCCACCUACUCCAGUAUGCGUGUAUCCCCCAUUUCUAUUUAUCUUAUCCAAUAACAGUUUUGACUCUUGCUCCAAUGACACCUGUUUCUUGUCUCAGUGCUGGAAUAUAACUGUCCAUUCCAAUGCUUUAGUGGCCCGCAUUCCUCGCUGGGUCCCUGUCCCAGUGGAUUCACCUGAUUCCAUGACCUUGUUUCGUGAGAAAUGUGACUUUGGUGUCACUGCCGCCAUAGUGGCUUUAAUAUCUCUGGCUGCAGUGGCUGCCACUGCAGCUGCCAUAGCCUUGGACACCUCUGUUAAAGCAGCUGCAGAAUUGAAUAAUCUUGCGGAUUCAGUAGCCACUGCUCUAGACCGCCAAUCCUCACUUGAUGGAAAGAUGAAAGGAGGAAUAAUGGUCCUCAAUCAGCGAAGAGUCAAGAACCUCCAGCCAAAGGAACACAUUUCUUACGGUGACAUGCGAGGCACGCUGACGGGCUCUUCACGGUGCGGCAGCCACAGAGGGACGGGCUUCUGCAUCCCCAGCGCCCUGCUCUCGGUGGCUGCAGCCCUGGCAGAGCUGCCGGAGCGUCCCCCGGCCACCACGUCCCCAGGCAACAACUGUGAAACAAGAGGGGAUGACACAGAAUGCCAGGCGCUGCACAUCUCACCCCAUCGGUCUGCCCGUGGACUGCCCGGUGGAGGCUCUCAUGACGUGCCCCAUCCCUCUGCCAAGGCGCACACAGUGAAGGCUCCCCCGGAGGGCGCCGCCCCGGACACGCUAACCAGAGGUAGUGAUGCCUCCCGUUUCCAGAAGCGGAGCACAGCAGCAGCGGCCGCUGGGAGCACUCCUGGUGUGUGGGGAGCUGUGCUGGUGGUGGGGCCCGUCCUGAGAGAAAGCUUCAAGGACACGGUUGUCCCGCGGGUGUGCUGCCUGGUGGCCUUGACCAUCUGCAGCAGCUCAGCGGUGCUGCAGCCCAGCUCCGUCCCUGCAGCGCUGGCCUCGCUCUUCCCAGGCAAGUGCUCCAGGCCCGGCCUACACCGUGGGCACCCAGGUCAGGAACCGGCUGCUGGGGCAGGGAAGGAAUGUUCCCUGCUGCUGACCCUCCAUGACAGCUGGUGA